Messenger RNA from Nannospalax galili (Upper Galilee mountains blind mole rat), 1557 nucleotides. Its product is annotated as cytochrome P450 26C1. The record is from RefSeq and is a predicted model, not a curated record. Gene Ontology annotation, biological process: sterol metabolic process. Lineage: Eukaryota; Metazoa; Chordata; Mammalia; Rodentia; Spalacidae. Gene Ontology annotation, molecular function: heme binding; monooxygenase activity; iron ion binding. The transcript has 6 exons. The coding region runs from base 1 to 1557 and encodes 518 amino acids.
AUGUUUCCCUGGGGGCUGAGUUGCUUGUCCAUGCUGGGGGCGGCAGGCACCGCUCUCCUGUGUGCCGGUCUGCUACUCAGCCUGGCUCAACAUCUCUGGACCCUCCGCUGGACUCUGAGCCGGGAUCGGGGGUCUGCCUUGCCCCUACCCAAGGGCUCCAUGGGCUGGCCCUUCUUCGGUGAAACGCUGCACUGGCUGGUUCAGGGAUCCCGUUUCCACAGUUCCCGCCGGGAACGCUAUGGGACCGUGUUCAAAACGCACCUGCUGGGACGGCCGGUGAUCCGUGUGAGCGGCGCGGAGAACGUGCGCACCAUCCUGCUGGGCGAGCAUCGCCUGGUGCGCAGCCAGUGGCCGCAGAGUACGCACAUCCUACUAGGUUCACACACACUCCUCGGUGCGGUUGGCGAGCCUCAUAGGCGGCGACGCAAGGUCCUGGCGCGUGUGUUCAGCCGCCCGGCUCUGGAGCACUACGUGCCGCGUCUGCAGAGGGCGCUGCGGCGCGAGGUGCGUUCCUGGUGCGCCGCCGGCCAACCGGUAGCUGUCUAUGAGGCCACCAAAGCGCUCACCUUCCGCAUGGCCGCGCGCAUCCUGCUGGGUCUGCGGCUUGACGAGGCGCAAUGCGCCAAGCUGGCCCGGAUCUUCGAACAGCUGAUGGAGAACCUCUUCUCGCUGCCCCUGGACGUGCCCUUCAGUGGCCUGCGCAAGGGCAUCCGGGCCAGGGACCAGUUGCAUCAGCACCUGGAUGAGGCCAUUGCUGAGAAACUUCAUGAGAAACAGGCAACAGAGCCAGGUGAUGCCCUGUAUCAGAUCAUUCACAGCGCUAGGGAGCUGGGCCAUGAGCUGUCAGUGCAGGAGCUGAAGGAAUGCGCUGUGGAGAUCCUCUUCGCUGCCUUCUUCACCACUGCUAGUGCCAGCACGUCCCUCGUCCUGCUCCUCCUGCAGCACCCGGCGGCCAUCGCCAAAAUCCAGCAGGAACUGUGGGCACAGGGUCUGGGGCACGCCUGCGGCUGCACGCCCGGGACGUCCGGCCUACACCCCGACUGCGGCUGUGAGCCAGACCUCAGCCUGGAGGCGCUGGGCUGUCUGCGCUAUGUCGACUGUGUGGUCAAGGAGGUGCUGCGCCUCCUACCGCCGGUGUCCGGGGGCUACCGCACCGCGCUGCGUACCUUCGAGCUGGACGGCUACCAGAUCCCCAAAGGCUGGAGCGUGAUGUAUAGCAUCCGAGACACGCACGAGACAGCAGCGGUGUACCGUAGCCCGCCCGAGGGCUUCGAUCCGGAGCGCUUCGGUGCAGAGGAUGAAGAUGCACGCACCUCCUGCCGCCGCUACCACUACAUCCCGUUCGGUGGCGGCCCACGCAGCUGCCUAGGCCAGGAGCUAGCGCAGGCGGUCCUGCAGCUGCUCGCUGUGGAACUGGUGCGCAACGCGCGCUGGGAGCUGGCCACGCCCGCCUUCCCGGUCAUGCAGACUGUGCCCAUCGUGCAUCCGGUGGAUGGGCUGCGACUUUUUUUCCACCCGCUGACGACUUUGGGCUCAGGGGAUAAGCUACUACUCUGA